AGUUAGCAGACCCACCCUGUAGUGACUGUCAUACAGCCUGCACUCUGCUCUGCACACACACACUCGUUAGUCUUGUUUCCGUCCUCAGCCAGUUUAUUCUUCUGCGUUUCUUGCUGUGUUAGCCGAGCUGAAGUGCAAUCAUGGCUGGAAUAAACAAUCAAGGCGGGCGAAUGGCUUUGGAUAGGCUGCCAAGCAACAUCUCUAUGGCCUCUGUAAGCUCAGAAAUGCUACAGACCACAAGCACCGCCAACUGCGAGAUGGCCAUCUUGCCGCUGAGACUCCUGCUGGAGUUGCAGCCCCAGUACCUGAAGCUGGAGGACGAUACACUGAUCUCGGUCAAUCAAAAUGGAGGCUACAACAUAAUUAGUGACGAAUCAGUCAGUGUAGACGGUCAGCCGUGCAAAAUAUUGAACUAUAUCCAGAGGUGAGGAGGUUAAGAAAUAGUGAUACAAGCAAAACACGUGCCAGAUGCAUGCGCGCACUUGCAUUGUGCAGGUCACUGGGUAUGCAAGGGCUAAUAUGGUAGUGGAAGGGUUAAUCCUUCACGUGCUUUAAACUGCUGGAUUCUUAUCAUUGGUAGAUUUUUGUCAAUAAUAUUUAUGGAUUGCGUUUUGUUUCCAGAUUGUGAUCACAGUUUUACCUAUUUUAAAAAAAAAAAAAUUAUUGUAUUUUUCAUGUGAAGGAAUUUUUUUAACAGUAUAAUAUAUUUGUAUUUCCUUUCAGAAUCCAUUGAUGCAUUAAUACUUCUUUUCUAUAAAUAUUAAUUUACAAAAAAUAUGGAAAAUAUUGUCUGUGUAAUGGAAAGAUAAGGACGUAAAAGGGUUAAAAAUGUAUGUAACAUUAAAUGUCUUCUUAACAUUUAUACAGGGUACAUUCUUAGUAUUCUGACUACUAAAGGUGCAAUAGUUUAAAAUUUGGAGAUAUUUUCCCAAUUUUUUUAUUUUGGUCUGAACUUUGCAAGUCGGUUCUCAAUGCACUGCAACUUUCUAUGUAUUUAAUAUUCACUAAACUAUGAACUAUUGAAAACUGAAAUCCAAAUGGAAAAUAAAUUAAAAAUAGUCAGACUAUGGCGGAGGAGGAUAAUUUUAUCAGAUCGGGUAUUUCAGCCUAAAUGUUGCCACUGGGAUUUCUAUUCACUAAUAUUCAGAGUUUAGUGAUUAUAUGUUUGUGUUUAGCAAAUAAACACAUUUGGGUCAAUAACAAUUCACACUUUAGUAAAUACGUCUGUCAGGGAGUUAUUUGGUUAACCAAAGUUUGGUCUGCUAAGCACAAUGGGAUUUCAUUGCACAGCAGUUUGCAUACCAAAAGAUGACUAUUAAUUAAAUAUAUUAGAGCCCGUAUGAGUCAUUAUAUAUUGUUAAAAGUGCUUCAAUUUUUUAACUCAGAUUGCUAAAACUACAUUAUGUCAUUUAUUACAAUAAAAGUGCACCACGGAAAGAAAUCAGUUAACUCUUUCAAAACAAGGGCACGUUGUACACUUUUACAGAGAAAGGACUUUAGGAGGAUUGCAAAUGGGAUACACUCUGAAUUGCAGGGAACCAAACCUUCAUGGCAAAAUGUACGCUGAUUUGAAAAAUAUAUCUGUCUCUUCAGCGCUGCGUAAUAUGUUGGCGCUUUAUAAAUGCCAAUAAUAAAUAAAUAAAAAAUAAAUAAAAUACUGUAGGUACAGCUUGACUUCAAUAAAAAUACACUAAAACACACCCACUAGAAGACCAUAGAUACACAUGUGGGGAAAAAAAAACAAGGAUAAAAAUUAAAUUACCCUUAUUCUAUUGUAGACAAAAAGACUCCUCUUAGUCUUCAUAAAAUAUAUGAAACACCACAAUCUACAAAAAUAAAAACUCAAAAUUGUGUAACACUGUUACUUAAAACUUAAUGAUAAUUUGUAAGUAUCACAUUUACGUAAAUUUAUAGAAGGCAAAAUCAUACACCAUAGGCGUCUUCACUCUUCACAGGCUUCUGGAUGACCGCAAAGAUGAAAAAGAAAUGACAGCUUAUCACCAAUCUCUACUUGGAGCCCUUAUCAGUCAGGAUACCCAGAUACAAUCAUAGUGAACCAGUAGAUCAUAUAUAUACAUAAAUAAAUUGAAAUGAAAGAUAAAAAAGACAGAGAAAUAAAGUUUACGUCCGCCCUACGCGUUUCAUCCACGUUCUGGACUCAAUAAGUCAAAAUCUGUGUUGCUCCCAUCAGACUUUGACUUAUUGUCCAUGAGGAGGUCCAGCCCUUGGACGAAACGCGUAGGGCGGAUGUAAACUUUAUUUCUCUGUGUUUUUUAUCUUUCAUUUCAAUUUAUUUAUGUAUAUAUAUGAUCUGCUGGUUCACUUAAAAUGUAUGUGUGUGUAUAUAUAUAUAUAUAUAUAUAAUUUGCUGGUUCACAAACAUUUUAUCUGCUGGAUAUCCUGACUGACGAGGGCUCCAAGUGACGAUUGGUGAUAAGCUGUCAAUUCUUUUUCAACUUUGCUGAAAAUAUACAUAUAGUGUCCUGCCUAUUAUUUUGUUCUACAUAUCUUAAAAGGAAUACAGUGAUGCCUCAAAUGACAGCUUUCCCUCUUUUUAAUAAUCCAAACUUGGGACAUGUGCUUCGCAGUUUCCAUACUUGAGUUAUUUUAUUUACCCCUUCUUAUUUACAGCAGUUUAGCAACUCAACAAUUUUAGUUAUAUUCACAAAUGCAUUUUUUUUUUUUUUUUAUAAGAAGACAAUCCAAGUUAUUUUACAUCUCGAAUUUCAAUACUUGUUAUGUAGUCACAUACCAACCAAUCUCUGCCAAAGAUUGUUGAGAUAUUGUUUUCCUGUGAAUACCUUAUGUUAUGUAUUUCAUACAGUCUGUGAUUUAAUCAGCAAUAAAAUAGUUUUUGGCAGGCAUAGGUUGAAUGUAGCCUGGAUUGGGAAAUCCCUACAGAAACAAAUUAAAUGAACAUUAAAAUGAAAAUCUUUUUUUUUCAUGGGUUAAUAGAUAUAACCCAAAAGAGCAUACAUGUAUUUAUUCUGAAUAUUAUAAUUUUUUGGGAUAUAUAUAUUAAAAAAAAAAAAGCUUGCACAAACUGUAGAUCUGGUGUCUGCAGCCUUUGUAAGUCUUCACUUUUGUCCCUCCCACAGACGUUUAAUCUCACAGAUUGUAAUCACAUAUGAGCAGAGCCUUCUUCUUCGCCUCGUGUCUCUGUUAUAUUGUGUAUGUACAUUACUUGUCAAAUUAUUGUUUAUAAAGUUCCAGCAAUUCCCUGAGCCCUGUACAACAGACGGACUAUCAGACAAGUUUUCGCAACAAGACAAGUUGGAAGCACAGGAACCGAAAUUGUUGAGGGAACUGCUCGAACCAGCUUAUUUCAAAUACCCCCAUUUUAUAACUGUAAAGCACUGCAGACUCUUUUGUUGCUAUAUAAAUCCUAUUAAUAAAAAUAGUCUGUGCCAGCCUAAUCAUUGGCUUCUCAUUGAGAAGUCGCUGUGCUUAAACCAUGGGCUCUCACACACACACAGCUGUAGUAGUAGAACUCAUUGAGAGAUGAUGAAGGUAUGCACGCUCUAACCUACUAUGUUUGCCGUGUCUGUUCUCUCUGAGGAUUUAUAAAAGUACCUAUUUUAUUAACUAAGCCUUCAUGUACUUUUCCCGUACAUGAAAUACAUCUUACACUUGCCUCUUGUGUCACUUUACCCCACUCUCCCUAGAGUCUAAGCUAGCUUGAGCAGGGCCCUCAUCACCCUCUAUCUCUGUUCGUCCAACGCAUCUUGAUACAAACAUUUGUCUGUUAGUCUGCCUAUUGUAUAGUGCUGUAGAAUUUGUUGGCACUUUAUGAAUAAUAAUAAUAUUAAAAUCUGUACUUUUAUAAACUGUCAAAAAAUGAAAGAUUUUAGACAGUUCAGGAAGCUGUGUUUGGAGUAUUCCUUUAGCAGGGAUAUUAUUACUUCUGAUAAUCACAUAUGCAAGGACCAUGAAAAUAUCUCAAAGGGGCAAGAUCGGCACUAUAACUAUAGCUACAGUUAUUGUCCUCCUGUUUUUUUGUGAAGUCAUUCUUGUUUUCGAAGGGGAUCUGUGUGCUGGGUGAGUCUUGUUUUUGUCAAACCUCUCUAAAAAAGCUUUGACAAAAACAAGAGGAAAUGUACUUAAAGAUAUCUUUCACAAUAACCUGUUGUAUUUAUAGUGCCUUGAGUCUUCCCUUAUGCUGCAUUUUUCACCUAAACAAAACUAUUUCUUUUUAACAUUUUGUGGAGGUCAAAAAUUGGUUCUUCAGAUUUUUGUUUCAAAGGUGCAAUGUUUUCAGUAAUUUGGACUUACUAUAUAAUACAGAUUAAGUUACAGCGCAGACGUAAAAAUGCAUUUUUAAAUCUCUUAAGGCUACUAAAAUGCCUAUCUCAGCAAACAAAUAUGGGGAUUUGGUUCCACUAUAUGGCCAUAUUGUAUUAAGCCCACCAAUACGUCACAGUACCCCAAUAUCGGUGGGUCCUACACUAAUUCCAAAUGUGGGAGACAAAUUAAAUAGUGCUAGUCCUAAAUUACCUAAAGUGUAUUUAAUUCAUCUAUUGUAAGAGCAUUGUGAGUAUAUAAAAUGCAAAAUGAAUGUGAUAAAAAUAAUUAAAAACAGUGUCAAAGCUAAACAAUUAAAGUGAUAGUGCUUGGAUGAAUAUACUCACCAUGCAAAUUAAAUAUCUGCUCAAUGAACGUUAUAAUCCAAGUGACAUUACUAUUCAAAAACUAUACCUGUGGUCACCUCCAAAGUGGCCUCUGAAGCUCGGGGCUGUGCUGGGUGCUUAACCCCAAAGGAAUCUGGUCUGGAUUCUAAACUUACAUAAAGACAAAAAAGAAGGACAAAAUGCAUGUUCCGGGUGUGCUCCCAAUUCCUUUUUGUCUUUACUAUGGACUUACUAUAUAUCUUUUCCCUUUUUAUAAUUAAUAUUCUUUGAAUGCAAUUGAUAUUUAUAGUUAGAUGCAGCUAUAAAUAACAUAUCUAUGUCAUGGGCUGUGAGAAGAUACUAGGUAUUGAAAAUAGUAAAUAUAUAACCACAUAUUUGGUUUAAAACAUGAAUUUUAGGUGGAAUGUGGAAAGCUGUGGAGUUUGGUAUAUAUGUACUAUUUUUCAACAUAUUACUUAAUUACAUGAGAUACCUAGAUAUGGUGUUGAUUCACUUUCAUCUUUAUUGCUUGUAUAGAUAAAAAACAAAAUACUAGGUGUUAAUCCAAAUGAAGGCAAAAAGUAUUUUUUCUAAAAUAAAUAUUUUAUUUAUUCUUGUUCCUCAUUUUCUUCAUGUUUUUUCUUCAACUAGCUGGAGAUAACAAAUCUUUGUUAAUCUUUGUACAACCAAACAGGCUAUUAUGUCUGAUUACUAAAUGCCGAAUGGUGACUGAAUGGCAUUCACUUUUACAACCAAAAGUCUGUUUUGAGGGUUAUUCAGAAUGUCAGGCAUUGUCAUGAAUUGACAUAGGGAUUUAAAAAAAAAAAUACAGAAAUUAAAAAUAAAUAAAAUUUUGGUUAAAUUAACUCUCCAGCUUAACUAAUUUGGCCCAUAAUGUUCCGUGGUAAAUUCUGGACAAAUCCAAGUUUAAUAAAUAACUGAUGCUAGUUCACAGGAAUUUGAUCUGUCAAAUUAAGUCCAAUUCAUGUGGCUAAAUUUGUUAUGGCAAAUGUGGUGUUUUGUCAAUGUACCCCAAAAUGAAUACAUAUAUUAAAUUAUGGGUGUGUAACUAUAUAUUUAUUGAUAAGAUUAACAAUCUCCAGUCUUAUUAACACAUGUUACAUUUAAAUGCCUUAUCCCAGGAGUUCCAAUUGACAUCACUGAUGAACUUAUAUGGACAUUCUGUAACUCUAGCUAAGACUCAGGAAAUUUUUAAAAAUUCAGGUUUAGGAUUAUGUGCAGUUUUUCCUACUGACCAGUCUCUGUUAGAAUGAGGUCACUACAGCCUUUAACUUUGUGAAAAAAAGUUAUUAACGUUUCCUUUGUACCUCACUAGACAUUUUGUUAUCUAUCACCUUCUAAAAUACUAAAAUAUCUAUGUUAACAAACUCUUGGUUCACUAGGUUAACACCUAAUUUAAAUUUCCCCCACAAGUUAUCUAUUUAUUUUAGGGAUAGAAUAUAUAUAUAUAUAUAUAUAUAUUUUUUUAUUUUUUAUUUUUUUCAAACAGCCUUAGAAUUGUUUCUAAUGUUUUCAGUGAAACAUAUUCAAUAUGCCAGAGAGACAUUCUUAAAAAAAUAAAAAUAAAAAAAUAAAUAAAGUGGACCAAGAAAUAACACAAAAAAAUAAAACACAUAGUUUUUUCUUGUUUAAAAUAUACAAUCUGUUAUGUUUAUUCUUUGUUUUAAUAGUAGUUUCCAUUUAUGUCCUCUGUAUUUUGGAGGGCAUUUCAUAUUGAUGCGGGUGUUUUCCUAACUGGACCUUUUAAAUAUUCCUGGGUGGAUUGAAGGGUUAACAGUAGGAAAAUAAGGUCACAAAGAAACAAUCCCCAUUGUGUGAUGUAAUAUCUCUGUAUUUCUGCUCAUUACAUUGCUUACUUUAUUAGUCUUUGAGUUUUGUGAUUUUUAUUUUAAUCUCUUUGUAAGAUGUUUUAGAAUACACUAAAGUCUACUUUGAUUUUUUUGGGAUUAUAAUUGGUGAUUUUUUUUUUAAAUUACUUUUAUUCUUACAGUGAGCAUUUUAUCAGGAUUAUUCCCCUAUCUUGGACAUUGCUGGAUGAGAUUUAUGAAUGUGCCUAUUUUGAAAAGUGUUGCAAAAUUUUAAAAAGGGGGAAGUUGCCAUUUGCACCAUGUGCAUAUUAAUUCCACUGGUUUCCAUAGUGAAUACUGGAAAUACUGGAAUUUUAAAAAAUGUUAUGCAAAUAACAAUAAACUUUAAAAAAAGUGAAGCAAAAAAGGAGAAAAAUAACAAUGAAACAAAUAUAUAUAUAAAUAAUAAUAGGUAAUACACCCUUUUCCAGAACACAACACUUUGAUAAGUUCCCCUAUUGAGGCUGUUUAUUUCUGUUUGUAGUAUUUUUCUUAAAUGUCUUUUUUUGUUUUUGUUUUAGGAAAGUAAAGCUUGAGAGCCACCAUGACUAUAAAGACUAUCGGGAAACAAUCCUUGCAAAACCAAUGCUGUUCAUAAUCAACACACGAAAGGUCAACACUGAUUCUGGUAAGAAACACACAAUGCAGCAUAAUUCUUUAAUUAGAAAGCAAGUGAUUGGCUGUAAGGAAUUAUGUUCUUGUACUGUGCUCUAUAAUCAAUUUUUGUUAUUACUAUUGGCAUCAAUAACAUGUUCUGCAGAGCUGCACAAUAUAAACAGAUCAAUACAAAAGGAGCGGAGACCUUGCCCCAUGCGAUGUAACCUAGUGAUCUGGGCAACAUUUUGCACUUACUGGUUUCUGUGUGGCUCUGGGUGUACAUAACCCAUAAUACUUUCAGUGGUGUAACUAUAGGAAAUCUAAAGGAAAGCAAUUUGGUUGUCCCCAUGAGAUAAUGAAUCACUUAGGAAUAUGUUUCUGAGUUGUGAUUUCCAUGUUCCUCCUUGUCUCUUGCCUUCUGAAUAUCCUGGAAAAUUGUCCUGGACUCUCUUGACAUUCAUGGGUAAAAUGUUUAAUUAUUUCUUAGUUUAAUGCAAAAAAAAUUGCAUCUGCCUUGGUUUUAAUGCUUUGCUUAGUUUACUAAAACUCCCUUUGCCAUGCAUAACAAUAGGAUAAACAUGAUUUAGGAGCUCAUUGUAUUCAGUUUGUUUACUCCCACCAACGCCUCAUUAAAUCCAGUUUGAUGGCCCCAAUUUAGUACGUUCUCAUCCCUUACAUAUCAUAAUCCCUUAAUGUAGCUUGCCUUGAGAAUGGUUGUCAUUGGAUAUCAGUCUGUACCUGUAUGACAUAACUUGUAUACUCAUUCCAUUUAAUCCUUGUUAAGAUUUUUUUGUAAACACAUUGUAUAAAAAGACGUGGUAUUUGGGGAAUGGUUUGGAGGGACAAAAAGUUGUUACACAGGUUUGAAAAAAGAGAAGAAACCAUGUAUGUAUUUUGUGUGCAUCAAAUUCUUAACAAUAAGUGUAUUGUGAGUUUGUAACUGCACAUAUUCAUACAUAUUCAGCAUACCUGCUAGGCAAACAAACAGGUCCUCAUUUUUUGUAAGGCAUGUUUGCUAUGCAGUAAAAAUCAUGUUUGUGUAUUAUUAAUAAAAUGCUAUCACAUUAUAACUGGCAAUUUGCUUUUCAGAAUAAACGUGAUUGUAUUUUUAUUGAAAAUCUAUAAGGAGUUGGUAUGCACACGAAAAAAAACAACCCAUGCGUUAAGAUCCAGAAAUAGGGAUCUUGACCAGAGCUAUUUAGGAAGUGUGUGUAGGUCAUUCUCUGAAUCAAAACCAAACCUUUGGUAAAAAAUAUCUCACAACCUGUCCAUAUGUUUAACUAAGACAGUGCAUCAGUAAAACUUUAUUUCGUAUGACAUGCCCACUCUAAAUAAUUAUGCAAAUAUUUCUGGGAUCAAUUGUUUGUAAUAUAAAUUCUAAAGUCCUUUUUAGAAUAAAUAUUAUCUCUGAUAAAUAUCCACUUAAAGGGGGCAGGGCCUGGCCGCCAUGCUGAGAGGACGCAGUGGGCUUCAGCUCCUCAUUAAUCCUGAUGUUUAUGAGCUUUAAGGGACUUUAAUACCCUGUCAAUCGACAUUGCGCAACAGACGCAAACCUCUGGCACCAUAUGGGCUACAUCCACGUUUGUUUCGUGUUCCACUAAUACUGUUGUGGAACAGCUGCGUCCUCCGACUGGUUGCGGCCCUGUGUGGCACCUUGGCGGGAGAUGUGGUAGAUCUCCCCAGUCGAGGCUGCACGGAUCCUCCUAUGGGGGGCAGAGCCCUGUACUCCCUCUUCCCCCGGGACAGUGGGGGUUAUCCCGGACCCACCCACCAAGCACGGCUUUAGUCACCAUCCUGUUGUUCCUCUGUGAAGUUUGAGCAGGCAGCUCUCAUGCGGUCUGUCUAAAAUGGCCGAUAGCAACACUUCGCAGCAUGUAAUUGAGGCAACAAUAAAUAUCUAGAAAGAAGGCAUUCAUGAAGCAAUCAACACAAUCUGUCCAAGUUUCUGGUGGAAACUACAGACGAAGAAAGCACACUCUGCUGUCAACUCCAGUGGUGCAGCUUGCUUGCAGAACCUCGGCUUUGAGACUUCCUUUCAGGUGGGGACUUAAACAGGGUCAGCGGGCCAAGGGCGGUCCAUGUGCUUGAGAAGAUCAUUGCCCAUUGCGAUCUAACAAUUCAGCUGGUUGUAAAAACAGUGGCAUGUGACCACUGGGGAUGGAGAUCUGAGAAGCACUUUGACAUCCGGGAAGGCUGCACUAUAUCACUACUGCUAUACCUAGCUGGACUUUGCCUGUAUGCUGGGGGCAUGAGAUGAAGGGGCUGCAGUGUGCCUUUAGCAGUGUUUUUAUGCUUGACCUCUCUUUCUUACCCUGCUCCUUGUUCUUACCUACUCCCGCUCUCUCAUGCUACCUGUGUUAGCUACAACUUGAGAACAGCCAAUGAGCUCUUUGAGGUACUACUCACAUAGGUUUUAUGCAAGUUAAUUAGCAUGCUAUUUCAUACUUUGUGAGAAUUGUUAGUACUCAUGUUAGUGUCCUGUCAUUUUCUUAAAAAUUGUGCAGAUUAUUUGCAUGUUCUAUAAUCUAGUUUUUUAAUUCUAUCUCAGUACCAUAAGCAUAUUUCAAAACCUACUUUAAUAUCUCUAUUUACAUGUCUAUGAACUUGCUUGCAUAGAGUAGAAGCUUUCUCUCAAUAUUUACUCUAGACAUGUUCUGCCUAGCAUGUACCUUAUACCACUUUGAAAAAUUGUGCAGUACACUCGAAUGCCUUGUAACUGUUAUGCUUUGUUUAGUUAAUUGUCUUGCCAUUGCUGUUGUGGCAUUACAAGAAUGUCUGAUACUCUUAUGCACACAAAAAAUAAAAAAUUUAAAAUAGAAAAUAAAAACAUCCACUUAAAGGGUUACUCCAAGCAUCAUAGCCUGCUGUAAGGUUUAUGAUGUCAGGAGUACCCUGGCCCAGUUCCCUGUUAAUAAGGCAAGCCAUCUAGCAAUGGUUUGCCCCCUUACCUAGGCACCCGCCAGGCUCUGAGGCCCCCUGGUGGUCUGAAGCGCUUCUGGCUUCUGCAGUGAUGUAAAAGCCACUGUCAUUGCCAUUCAUUGACUGGGAGUAUCAGCUGACCGCUUUCAGCCAUUGACUAACAAGCCCAAAACUCUAGUUCCAGGCUAGAUGAUAACACCCCAAUGAUGCUGUCGGAAGUAGAGUGACACCUCCAACAGUAGAGGGGUUAAACUCAUUUUGUUGUACAGAGAGAUAAUAGGUGCUCACUAUAGAAUUCAACAAAAGGUAAAUGCAGGCAGCAGUAAACAAUUCAAGAAUUCCCAGACCUUGUGAGUGGAUAAAAUACAAGGAAAAAACAAAGUAAACCGCACCCAAAGUGUGUGUACAGAAUAUUAUAUGUACAUAAAUCUUCAAGGAGUUAUACACAAUUUACCUCAUCUUUGAGGUCAAUUGUGUAUAACUCCUUGAAGACCUAUGUACGUAUAAUAUUCUGUGUCAUGAACGCACCCUACUUCAAGAGUGUGCGUGACGUAGUUGUGGUGGUGAAAGGGUUAGAGUUCACUAUUUGUCUGCAGUAGACCGUAAAUAAUGACAAAAUGCCCCUUUAAUACUACCCACACUUAAACAUAAUAUAACUAUUACUAUUUUAAUGCUGCCACCACCAAGACAUUUUAUAAAACCCCACCAAAUACAACUUAGCACAAUAUCUAAGCAAUUGCAAAAUACUAAUUAGUCUCUUCAGGUAACGUGAUGCUUUACCAGACAAAGGCAGAACUUAAUAAAGGAAUAUUUAUUCUGAGCAAAAAAUAGUCACAGUGCAUACAAAAAUAUAGAUGACAAUCAAAAUUAUUUACACCAACAACAGAUAAAAACAAAAGGGAUAAAAUAACAGAAAGUCCUAAUCACUUACUCAGCUCUUCAAAGUAAAUAUGUCUGUCCCAGGGGGUCUUUGGUAGGAAAGAUGGUGACUCACUUAGAAUUAGAUUCUGGCCUCAAGCAAGUACCAAGACAUGUCAGUAUCAUUGGAUAUAUACCCUGUGGAUUACCACGCCUGGUCUAGAGGGAGAGGUAAGGAAUAUCUAUAGAGAUAAUGAGUGACCAGACCAACAUCAAUCCAAGUGGAAACAUUUAGUUCUAUCUUCUCUUACGUACCUGCCACAGAAAUAAUAAUUGCAUCUCCAAAUUUGUUAUUUUUUCCUCAUUCUAUAGAUAUGUCAAACUCCGUACUUGUGACCCAAUAUGGCGAACAUCACAAUUACUUCCCUUAAGGUUAAAUUAUGCCAAUCAUGUUUGGGCUUGUUUAGAAGAUGGCACAGGUCACAUUCCAAAUAUAACAAAAAUGAGGCUUAAUUAUUAUUCUGUGGGUAAAUAUGAAUGUUUUUUUUUCUUUUGGCAAUGAUAUUGGAACAAGGCUAAUUCCAUUAACAUAUCAAAGCUAUUGGCUCAUCAAUUAGGAGGUACAUGCCAUAUGCCUGAAGCCAGACCUUCAGGCUUUUCAGGUGUAGAAUCUCACACCUAGCUUCCACAUUCCUAUGCAAGUUACAUUACCCCUUCUGUCAUCUGAUCUCUGUGGGGGUCCCAGCUUCAAAAGGAAUUAAGGUUAUAAACCUUCCAUACAAUUAAAUUAACCCCUUUUUGACAUUGACAAUACCACCUCUACCAGGCAAGCAGAUUAUCUAUGUACUACACAAAUUACAUUAAAGCACAAUAUUCCAUAGUGCAAUAACAACUAUGCACCCUUGCCGUGACAUUCUGUACAUACACUUUUGGCGCAGUUUACUCUGUUUUUUCCUUGUAUUUUGAACACAUUUUGUGCAUACAGACUCCAGGCAACAUAAUCACUUCAAACUACUGAAGUAAUGAUGGUGCUUAGAGUAAUCCUUUAAUGUCAUAUAGUCAACGUUACAGUUUUUUAAUAUUAGUAAAAUGUUGUUUUUCUUCCCAGAGAGAACAUUUGCCUUUAUUGUAAAUACCCGCCAUCCAAAAAUGAGAGCUCAAUUGGAAGGUGGCAUGAAUGAUGUAAUAUCUUCAGUCAUGGGAGAGAACUACCAACUACAGGUGUGUAAAAAUAGAUCACUGUGGACAUUUGUUAAGUUAUUUCUGUAACUAGUUUGUGCAACCUUUCCAACAUUACAAGCAUGGUCGGUAUAUUUUUUUUCCAUGAAACAUUACUACGCCACCUAACAUUUUAAUUGGACGAAGAGGGACACUUUAAUAAUAGGGGUGUAAGCGGGAGGUUUGGUUUGGAUUCUUCUAAGAAGUUUUAGGUGACUUACUAAUAACAAUGUAUGCAACUUAAAUGAAAUUUAGAACAAGAACAAUGUAUCUUAACAUAUUUAUUGUGUUUUUAUUGAGUUUAUUGCUGUGGAGCUCUGUUAUAUACUCAGACACACCAACAAUAUGGAGCUCCUAUAAAAGAGAGACAGAGAGAUUUGGGCCCAAAAUAGGGACUGUCCCUCCUAAAUAGGGACACUUGGGAGGUAUGAAUUACAUGGGUAAGUGAAAUAGUUUAUAGUUUUCAUAUCCCUGCAUUUUUCCCCUAAAAGAAACAAAGUAUAAGCAUUAUUGUGGCUGGAGCAAAAACAUUUAAUUAUUUUGAGCUUGAUGCAUAUUUAUUGCACAUAUAUUAGAAACAUGAGUUGUUACUUAUAAACUGCAAAUAUUCAGCAAAAUUUUAAUAAUGAAGCAAAUGCCACAGAAACCUCUGGAAUGUUGUUUAUUUUUCACAUUUGCAAUUUAGCAUCAGUGUUCACAUAUGUGCAUGUCCAGGACUAACAACAUCAAAAUCGCUAUAUAAUAUUCUCUAUUCUAUAUAGUAUUCAAUGCCAACGUCCCCUUUAGCAAUUCACUGAAAACCCAACAUUCCAUAGCAACAAUUAGCAUACUGCUAUGUCUAUAUACAUAUUGUACAUACCGUAUUGUGUCUGUAAUCUAUUGUGUUUAUAUAACACCCUAUCAUAUCCUUCAUAUCAGAAAUAUAAAAUAGCCAGUUUACUUACAGUUUAUCUUGUAUGCUAUUAUUAGAGCAGAACAAUUACAGCAUUUACAUAUUUUAUAUAAAGUACAAGAAAUGUGACUCACAAGAAAGUCUUGUGUCAACAAAUUCAUGCCUUUUGGUGUCUUAAAAAUCACUGCAUCUAAAAGUUUAACCCCUUCGCUGUCCUACAUAUACUACUCUCAAGGGUAGACCUGAGGCAGCAAAAAAAGGGGAAAUGGGGAUCUGGAGGCAUUUGGGAGUGAUUAGUUGUACAAUAAAGUGUAGAGGAGUUGGCAGAGGGAUUUAAAAAAAAAUAAAAAAAGGAUGCAACCAUGACAUUGCCGCUUUGAAAAGCCCAGCAUUAGGAUGUACUGGUCCAAAAACCCAGUAUGCUGUACCCACAUUUUUUCCAGACCAUGAGUAGGCCCAGGUAUGAAGCCAUACAAUGAUUUAUGCACUUCAGUGACAAUUUGAAGUGCCCCCCAAAAGGUCAUAUGCAGUUUGAUCACCUAUCAAAAUAUGCCCCUAAUUAUCCACUUUAAAAAAACAAUUUGUCACAAUUUAUAGCACCCCUUACCCCCACUACCCCAAAAAUAUAUGCAUUGAUGAGUAUUUAGAUAAUUGGGCAGACUCGAUGGGCCGAAUGGUUCUUAUCUGCCGUCACAUUCUAUGUUUCUAUGUUUCAUCUUAAAAUAUAAGGGGAGACUGGGGUUCAAACAUUUUAUCCCAUUAGAUCCUAGUAUGGGAUAAAGUUGUACAAACUGUGUGAAAGAGGCAGCGGCUAUAUGUACACCUUCUGUGUCUAUGAAGGACUGCUUUGAGACUAUGACCUGCAUUAUUGUCUGCAAGACUUGCUCUUGUACUUUUCAAAAAGGCAAAUGUUGAACUGAAGUGUAGAUAUUUGGCAUUUCAGUUUCAGCUGAUUUCUGGGCUGCUCACUGGGUGCCACAUCGGGGAACCAGCAGUGGGGCCUAGCAGCAGAAAAAACGAGGCCACUUCUGCAUUUAUAUUUCACCAACCCCCCCAAAGAAUUCCUCAGAAAUGGUGCACCGUGUGUAACCAGAAGGGCAUAAGAACUAAAACCAAUUUUACAUCCCUGAGUGCCCCUUUCAGCCCAUUUUUUUCAUUGGGAACGGUUUUAUAGUUUUUCACACUCUUAUACUUCGCUGUAACAUCACAAAGUAGUGUCUAGGAUAUUCAUUGGGCAUAUUGUUUUACUCAGAAGAUGAUGGCGUGAGGAUGCACGUAUCGUGAGGCGGAGCUUAAUGAAGGGAGGGGAAUGGAGCGGAGGCCUAGGGUGCAGGUGUAGCGUGCUGAAGGGAGAGAGACGCCUUGUGGCAAAGAUCUGUUGUUUACAAACGCCAAGCUGUGAAAAUACAAAGGUGCCACGAGAGAAUAAGUAAAAAGGGUUGGAGUGUCAGUGGAGGUCUACGAGUUGAAGAAGAGUUCCGGCUUGUUAACGCUUCUAAGUGGAUCUCUGCACAAACAUACCCACCGUUGUUAUGCAGUAAACUGAAAACAAUAAAUCACGAGACGCAGUGAGCAGUGUGGACACAGAGACUAGUGGCAAAAGUAAAGCGGUCAAAUGAAAUCACAACAUAAAGGCGCCAUGGAGAUAUGAAGAAAUAUGAGCUGAAUUGCGGGUGAAGGUGAAGAAAUCGCGGACGUUUCAAUUCUGCUAAAUAGUUAUGAGGCUAUCCUCCAAAAAAUUGUUUCCUGGUGUUUAACCUGAAAAACGGUAAUAUCUUGAUAAAGCUUAUUGGUGUGUUGCUCAAUUUGAAUCAAUUGUGGGAAAGGAAAAGAAAAGAAAAGAAGAAGGGAGAAGAAAGGAGAAAAAAACAACAAAAAAAUACAAACGUUAAUCAGUUACAGUGCUUGUUGGCUUAAUGGCUUAACAGAGUGACUUUUGGAGAAAGUAAGAAAGGGAAAGAAAAGAAAAGGAAGUCGAAAAUUAAAAGGAAAAAGGCUAGAGGGAAGAGAGAAGGAAAGGAAAAAAUAAGAUAAAUGAAAGGGCAGAGUUAUACUAAACCUGAGAGUUUAGUGUUGGGAGUUAUAUCUAAAUCAGCCUAUAUAGGUUUUUUUUUUCUUUGGUUUUUUUUUCGCUUAAAGUUUCCUCUCUCAUAUUUGAAUUGAGUCCCAAAUAGAGUUUGUAAAGAAUCAGAAAAGUAAUAACAAUAUUUAAUAUAACAAUUUAUAAACCAAUGGCAAAGUGUGAAAAAACUGAGGACCUUAAAACUACCUCAAAAAGAGAUAAAAAGGAACAAAAACAAGACAAGUCUCUCCGUAUAUUUUUCUCCAGUUUUAAAAUUGUUUCAAUAUACUAAUAAGACCUUAAAAGAAUGGUGAUCUAUUGAAUCAUGCUGGCUAUUAAAAAUAUUAAAUACCUGGAAUAGGAUUACAGAUCUCUGAACAUGAAUGGGGCAAUGCAUUACGAUUAUUAUAUAAAAAUAUACAUUGUCUCGGUCUGAUCGAAUGUCAAUUUAAGAUUAUGAAUAAAUGGUAUUUUUAGUCCCUGUUAGAUUACCGGAAAUGUACGCAAAUUAUGUCCCAAAUUGUUAGAGAUUUGGAAAUCCUGUAGGCAUGUCCGUACAUAUCUGGUGGUUUCCAAUUGUUAAAUAAUUAUGGAAAUUGGUAUUUGAUCAAUUUGAGGCCCUAUCCAAGAUAAAGAUAUCCAGAACAUGUUAUUGCAUAUUAAUUUGAACGUAUUUUCAAAAGAAAACAGAUGUUUGGCAAUUCAUUGCUUUGUUGCGGCAAAAAUAAUGAUUGCCAGAAAUUGGAAAUCUAGUAUCCCCUUUCAAAAAAAGCACUAUCUAUACCAGUUAAAAAUCCAAUUCCGUAUGGAAAGGGAUCUGCCAAACUUUAGUCCCCAACAAUCUAAAAAAACAAAACAAAAUUAUUAUGAUCGAUGAUUAGGAAAUAUAUAGUAUUAUGUUAAUUGAGAGGUUAUACUUCUUGCAAAAGAAUAGAAAUUUUACAUAUAUUUAAUAGAACCUUUUUGAGAAACUCUUGGUCUGCAAUGUAUUUUGAAAGAUUUGUCUUUUGUCCUUUUAGGCUAUUCGUAAAUAGUGAAUAAGAAUGUCUUUGUUAAAGAAAUUAUAAAGAUUUUCCAUAUUGUAAAAUUAAUACGAGUUUAAUGCCUAAAUUGUUUUGUCUGUAUAUGCAAUUUUUUUUUAAAAACCCCCAAAACAAAUAAAUAUUGAAAAAAAAAUAAAAAAUAAAACCUAAAUCCAAAAAAGUUCAGAUACAGAAACUUGGUAGCAUGGCAGGAUGAUGAACACAUACUAUUAAAUAAAAUAGUACAAUGUAGGUUUUCAAUGGAGGUAGGUCAAGUCUUCAGUUGGAUGUCGAUAAGGGGAUGUUUUGGAAAGGACUGAGUCAUACUGAGCUAGAUUUAAUGGAGGUGUCUCAGAACAUUAAGUACAUUUUUUUGAAGAACAUUGUUGUUUAAAGUCAAAAUAAAAAUAUAUAAGUAACUCUAAUUUUUGUGAUCUUUUCCCCCCCCCCAGUUUGAAUUCCAAAAAGUUGUUCAAGACUAUCUCCUAAAAGAACGGUUCGAACUGGUGGAUGACAACUUGAGUUUUUUAUAUGCAUUCAAAGUAGAUGUUUUUAUAGAUAUUUUUCACCUACUGGGCCUCAGCAAGAAAACAUGCCAAGUGAAUGGGAACAUUCUCAACUUGUACUGUAGAGCACCUGCAAAAAAAGAGAAAGUUAAAAUGUUCCUUUCCAAAAUGUCCAACCCUCUGAUCCGAAUGGGAAGCAGCGCUGAUCGCAGACUCAGUGUAUUUUCUCUAGGUAAGUCUUAUAUAAGGCAAUAAUCAAAGCCUCUAACAAAGGCAAGCAUUUUUAUCAAUAGACAAUGACUGCAAUAAGCAACCUGUAGCGGGAACAGACCCAAAAUAAAGAAAUAUGGCCUUGAUUUAAUAAGAUUUCCAAAUGAAUGAUAAGAACAUUUCAAAAUGGUUUAUCUACAAAAGUUCCGUAGAUACUAAUGAUGACUUUUAUAGACAAAUUAAGGCUUUCGAACAGUAUGGACUCAUUUGGAAGCUUAUAAAAUAAAGACCUAUGUUCUGGAGAUGCUUCUCUAUGUCCCAGGUUCCAAAGAACCCCCUUUAAAAGACACUCAGUGCAUCAAUGUCCAUUAGCAUUGAGAAAGGGCUGCUGCCCGAAACAUUUGCUGUUUGAAUUUUGUCCUCAAAUAAACUGUGGUAGCACCUGGGUGUGCAUACUUAUACUGGAUGUGCAGGGCUCUUGUUUGUUUAUUGUGUGUUGUAAAAACACUGUUGGGACUACAGUGUGGAGUUUCUGCAGCACAGGUCUAAUUUCUUUUUUUGUCAUACUUUGAAUUUUGUAGGCAUAUUUUUUGCCUCUAUCUCACCCUAUAUAUAGUGAUCUCUAUCAGGUGCGUUCAAUGUCUCCAUGCAGAGCAUGGAGAUUUUGAACGUGAGUCCUGCAUAGACUGAAGGACCUUACCAGGAAGUACCUCUAGUGGCUGUCUGAGUGACUGCCACUAGAGGUGUUACUGUCACGUAUUCAUCCGCUUCUAAAAAUGUGGUUAAUGACGUUUACCGUCCACACAGGAAAAGUUGUGCCGAGCAGCAACCUAAUCCACAGAAGGGUUAAUGCUAAGCAGUAAUUAUGCAAAUGAAACCUGGUAACUGACUUUGGGGUCAAAGGCCGGUUACAGCCUAUCAGACCUAGAGGAGGGGUAUUUAGACCCAGUUCUCAUCCUGCUCAGUGCCCUGUCAUGGUUUCCCUUGUGGUUGUCCGAGAGCGCGUUCCUGUUUAUAGUUUUCUACCUGGUUUUUGACUUUGGCUUUGUUUAUUGACUUCUCUAUGUUCUGGUAUCCUGACUCCUGGCUUUCCUCAUCGCUGUGUCCCUUUCUGUGUUCCCUGACCUUGGCUAGUAUUUUUGACUAUUCUAUGUACGUUAAAUCCGGCCAUUCUAAGGACCGGUAAUACGUUACUUAUUUGUCAUCCGUGCUAUACAGUUCUACGUGCUGGAUCAAACAGUAAUCCUGACAGUUACUAGGCAACAAUGUAAAUGCUGCCUUUUCUCUGUAAAGGCAGCAUUUACAUUACUGAGCCAGCAUGGGCAUGCUAUUAACACCAGAACCACUACAUUCAGCUGUAAUGGUUCUAGUGACUUUAGUGUCACUUUAAUGUAGUUAAUUUAUAUUGUAACAUGAUUAGUAACUAUGUUUUUUGUUUCAUAUUUUUAGAUGUCAUCACUGAAGAUCCAUUUAGCUCAAAUGAUGGACAGUUUGAAGAGCCAACAACACCUUUAACUCCAUAAAUUAACAUAUUUGUUUGUAUACAUUUAUUUCAAAAGCUGUUGUUAUAUAUGUUGGGGUACAGUUGGAUAGCCAUAAUUUAACAACAAAAAGCACUUUUUUUACAAUGAACAAAAUUUCAUAGAACAAAAACAGUGUAUAGUUUUACCAUCACUAACGUCAUAAACAAUACAGACAAUUUUAUAUAAUCAGAUAAAGGCAUGUUUUGUUAUUUAAGUUCUGUGCUUCAGCAUUCUAUUUCUAUUUACCUCUGUACUAUUUGUUUUAUGUCUCGUGAUGAACUGUAUAACAGCAUACUGCUGCCCAAAACCAGUUGACUGACUGACCACUUUUGGUCAUUUAACUGAGAGGGCCUACACAUUUGUUUUUGUAACACAAAUUACACUAACAGUCAUUGUUUAGUUUUAAUUUCAGUACUGUAACCAGGGAUGUAUUUACCACAAGGCAAACAAGGCAUUUGCCUAUCGCGGCACAUUCGGGGGAGGGGGGGCGCCAAAAAAAUGCCACCCCAAGCUCCCAGACAAAUGCCUUGUUUGCCUCGUGUUCUGGGGCUGUACACCUUAUUGUGAGUGAGUGAGUGAGUGAGUGUGUGUAGCUGUCAGUGUGUGUCUGCGAGUGAGGGAAAGUGUGUGUGACUUUCAGUGAGAAUGGGUGUGCCUGUGAGUAUAUGUCAGUGUGUGUAUGUCCUUUUAUGUGUAUCUGAGAGUGUGUGCCUGUCAGUGAGUGGGUGUGUCAGUGUGUGUCUGUCAGUGAAAGUGUGUGUUGGUUAAACAGUGUGUGCCAAUGACUGUAUCUCUCAGUGAGUGUAUAUCAGUGCAUGUAUCAAUGAGGGCAUGUGUCUGUCAGUCAAAAAAGUGGCCUUGACAUGAAUUGGGCGGGCAAAUUUAGAUUUUGGGAGUGCCCUCAUUUAGUUGUGCCUAGGGCAGCACAAAUCCAAAAUACACCACUGUCUGUAACACAGAGCCAAAUACUUACUAUAUCCACAAUGUGGCUAGUUAGCUGUACAUCAGUUCAAUGUGAUAAAGUAGUGCAUCUUUCUGAACCAGAAUAUUUCAUAUUUUUAAAUAUCAUCAGUGAAGAUCCAUUAGCUCAAAUGAUGGGCAGCUCAAAGAGCCUUUAACUCCAUAAAUUAAAACAUGUAUUUGCAUACUUUUAUUUCAAUAGCUGUGCAACAUAAGCACUUUUUUUACUUGGACAGCAAUUCAUACAAGAGAACAAUAUAUAGUUUUAAUAUCACUAAAGUUGUAACAGUCAUUAGUGGAUAAAAUGUUUUGUUGUUCGCUAAUAUUGUCAGAUCAAAAAAAAGGUUUGUUUUUAAUAUUUCAUGAGGAGUACAAACAACACGCUCACUUGGAAUGAUCUGUUACAAGCUGCUUCGUAAUACUGAAGCAUAUAUAAAUUAUAUGUAUUUAUUAUUCCAGCAGGCAGAUCAUGUUUUUAAACUCAGUGCUUGGCUGUGGAGGAAGUCCCCUGUGCAUUAUUUUCCAUAAUGCACAGUUUGGCAGUUGCCGUGCGGUUUAGAAACCCUAAUCUUAGGGAAGCACUGGAACAUGAUUGUCCCUGUCUGUGGAAAAGAGGUUGAGUUUCAGUCUUAGGAAGCAUGCUGCAAUUUGUAGUUGCUAUCAUUUUAUUUAAGCCCCUCUGGAUAUUUAUAUGCCGGCAAAGGAGUUGAGCAAACACAAACAACAUAAAUCUGUCUCCCCAGCUGCUUUGAGAGGAGCCGAAUUAAUGGAGGCAACUGCUGGCUGUCAGGGUAACUCCCACCAGCCAGACAGAUGCUGCCCAAGAUUAAAGGAACCAUUUAAUAAUAUAAUCAAAUAAAAUAAGAUACAUAACAGUGAAACGUGGUAAAAGAAAACAAACGCCUUUACAUAUAGAGACAUUCAUAAACAACUCAACCUAUAGUGUUAUGGUUUAUUAUGUCUCAGUGUACACACACAGGAUGCUUCAGAAGAAAUUUAUAUUUAUCACCACAAUUUCCAUUAAACUCUAAUUUACAGCUGUUUUUAUAGGUACCAGUGCAGUUUAUCAUGAGUAAGAAGCAUUGUAGAAUCCUCAUUUUUGUACCUUUUUGUUUUUUAACAUGUGUACCUGUACUGGGGUAAUUAGACUCUUCAUGGGGAGAGAUGUAUGAACACAUUGGGGAAUUUAUCUAUUGCUAUGUACAUGUUUCGCUAAAUUGUAUAGUAAGUUGAAGAUAGCUCCCACCUGCGCCACUUGUGACAACAUUUGUUUUUCAAAUGAUGUCAUCAGAAGGAGACUAAGUCUUUAUAGCUUUCAAAUAUAUAAUGUUAAUGUUUAAUAUUUGCACUAGGUCAGUUAGUAUAUUUUAUUAAAUGCAAUAAAAAUAUAUAUUUCUUCAUUUUGGGGUGAUAGUUCCUUAUUAAAGACAUUAUGGUAGUGCAUUGGGAGAGGCCUAGUGGAUCACAAAUGUGCCACCCUUGCCAAGUGUUAAAACAUCCUUAGUACAUGGAAACUGUCUAAUUGUUUUAACACCAGUCUUAGUUUCUCUGUUUGGAAUACUUGUUUUCCAAAGUUCCACAAUCUAGAAGUCUUCGAGAACUUUGAGCCAACAGUUGACCAUCAGACUUGUAGAUCCUAGACCAGGGAUAGGGAACCUUCGGCACUGCAGGUGUUGUGAACUACAUCCCCCAUAAUGCUUUUACACCCAUAAUGCUGGCAAAGCAUCAUGGGAGGUGUAGUCCAAUACAUCUGCAGUGCAAAAGGUUGCCUAUGUCUGCCCUAGACCCUUAUGAUACCCCUGCAAUAAUGCUACGAUUAAGACCGUAUCCGAAAUGUUUUGGAUUAACCGACAGCAUGAUAGGGCAAAUUAUUGCUUUCAUACUACCUGUUAUUAUCUUGUUUAUUUCAUUUAUUUACAUUGUGUACAUUUUGUAUGUGACAUAUACAUUAUUAUAAAUACUUUUUUAUGAAAAGUUG
Messenger RNA from Pelobates cultripes (western spadefoot toad), 21220 nucleotides. Lineage: Eukaryota; Metazoa; Chordata; Amphibia; Anura; Pelobatidae. The record is from the annotation of a GenBank genome assembly.